ACCGGCCCGGCCAGUACACGAUGGAAGUUUGUGCCGGCCGGCCGUGCCUGAGCCAGCUCCGCGAGUGAUGUCGCAGCAUGAUCGCUGCCCGUGCGUUGUUGUGGUGCCUGUGCGUGAUCGCUCUGGGGAGCGCGGCCGCCGGUGCGCGCGCGCACCGUGCCCACCACGGCACUCCCCUCAGACACAAACAUUCGGAAUUCGUUAAAGGAAAAAUAUGCAUCGGUACAAACGGACGGAUGUCAGUCCCGUCGAACCGCGAGACUCACUACCGGAAUCUUCGCGACCGCUUCACUAACUGUACCUACGUCGACGGCAACCUUGAGCUAACAUGGCUACAGAACGAAACCAUGGAUUUAUCUUUCCUAAAGUACAUACGAGAAGUAACAGGCUACGUGCUCAUAUCUCAAGUGAGCGUUCGAAAAAUCGUGCUGCCCCAACUCCAGAUCAUCCGCGGACGCACUCUCUUCAAGCUAAACGUUAGAGAUGAAGAAUUUGCUCUGGUGGUAACAAUGUCUACGGCAUUCACUCUCGAGUUGCCGGCGCUUCGGGACGUGCUGCGCGGCAGUGUGGGCAUCUACAACAACUACAACUUGUGCCACGUCAAGACUAUUAACUGGGAUGAAAUAAUAACAGGCGUAAAUGCAACGUAUGUAUACGUGUAUAAUUUUACAACACCGGAACGAGUAUGUCCUCGCUGCCAUCCCAGUUGUGAAAUGGGCUGCUGGGGAGAAGGCCCUGAAAACUGCCAAAAGUUCUCGAAGACAAACUGUAGCCCGCAAUGUGCACAAGGACGCUGCUUUGGGCCGAACCCUCGAGAUUGUUGCAACACCUUCUGCGCCGGAGGAUGUACGGGUCCAAAAGCUAACCAAUGUCUUGCCUGUAGAAACUUUUAUGAUGAAGGCACUUGUUCUCAAGAAUGUCCACAAAUGCAAAUAUAUAACCCUACUACAUAUUCUUGGGAGCCGAACCCAAAUGGAAAGUAUGCAUAUGGAGCAACAUGCGUCCGUAAUUGUCCCGAGCACUUAUUAAAAGACAGCGGUGCGUGUGUCAGGAGCUGCCCGCCGAACAAAACGGCUGUGAACGGAGAGUGUAUACCUUGCAAUGUUACUUGCCCGAAAACUUGCCGAGCAGAAAAUCCAAUACAUUCCGGAAAUAUAGAAUCAUUCAAAGAUUGCACCAUAAUAGACGGCUCUAUAGAGAUUCUCGAGAUGACAUUCACAGGAUUUCAGCACGUGAAUCGCGAUUAUUCAUUUGGUGAGCACUACGCGAGCAUGGAGCCAGACGCUUUGGAGGUGUUCAGCACGGUGCGAGAGGUGACCGGCUACCUGAACGUCCAAGCGCAUCAUCCAAACUUCACUAGUCUCUCUUACUUCCGAAACCUGGAAGUGAUUGGAGGUCGACAAGUCGUCGAAAACCUCUUCGCCGCACUUUACAUCGUGAAAACAUCGUUGAAGUCCUUAGGCUUGAAAUCUCUGAAAAGGGUCAACUCAGGGGCGAUAGCGAUUAUGGAAAACAGAUACCUUUGUUAUGCAGAGAAGAUAGCGUGGAAUAAAUUAGUAAAAUCAAAGGACCAUAAACAAAUAAUUCAGAAAAACGGCGAUCCGAGGACUUGUGAAAAAUCAAAUUUGGUGUGUGAUCCUCAAUGUUCUGAGGACGGUUGCUGGGGUCCAGGUCCGGACCAAUGCCUCGCGUGUCAAAACUUUAAAUUCGGUGAAACGUGCAUCCAGAAUUGCAGUGUACAUCCAGGAUUAUACAAAGCCGGUGCGAAGAUCUGCAAACAGUGUCACGCAGAAUGUCUCGACGGUUGCACAGGACCGAGUCGGGCGAACUGCACGAGGUGUAAACACGUACGCGACGGGCCCUACUGCGUUGCCGAAUGCCCUGACUCCAGAUAUGCAUCAGAAAACGGCACUUGCCUACCUUGCCACUACAACUGCAUCAAUGGCUGUACUGGGCCCACUAACACCGUUGGUCCAGGCGGAUGCAAUUCAUGCAAAAAAGCCAUAAUCAGCGCUGACGCUAGAGUUGAGAGUUGUCUCAAAGAGGACGAAUCCUGCCCUGAUGGCUAUUAUAACGAAUGGGUUGGCAAUGUUAAACCCCUUGAAGGGAAAGUUAAAGUGGCUUGUAGAAAAUGUCACCCUCUAUGCAAAAAAUGUUCUGGUUUUGGUAUCCACAAACAAGUAUGUCAAGUUUGCAAUGGCUUCAAUAGAGGAGAUCAAUGCGAAGACGAGUGUCCAGCUGAUCACUACACUGAUGAGGUGGGAAGAAUUUGUACGCCGUGCCACUCUGAGUGCAAAGGCUGCACGGGACCCGGUUCUACAGAUUGUAUCAAAUGCAAAAAUUUUAAGGUAUUCUUGAGUGAUGUAAAUACUGCUGAUCAAAGACUUGAAUUCAAUUGUACACUAACAUGUCCUGACAGCUUACCUCACAAGAUAUUCCUAGACGAGCAACUCCAAGAUCAAAUUGAAGAGCCGUAUUGCUCAGAACAUGCAAAUGGUCAUUCGAGCACGGCAACAGCUAGGACACCAACAGUGUUAGUAAUAUUCCUGGUCUUAGCAUGCAUGAUACUAAUAGUACUCGCAAUUAUUGGCUAUACCUGCCGACAAAAAGCAAAGGCAAAGAAAGACGCCGUUAAAAUGACACUGGUUCUAACUGGAUGUGAAGAUAAUGAACCUUUGCGCCCGACGAAUGUAAAACCAAAUCUAGCUAAAUUACGAAUAGUUAAGGAGGCUGAGUUGCGCAGAGGUGGCAUGCUCGGAUUUGGCGCUUUCGGAAAAGUAUAUAAAGGUGUUUGGGUCCCUGAGGGCGAAAACGUAAAAAUUCCUGUCGCUAUCAAGGUUUUAAAGGAAGGUACAGGGGCGAACACAAGCAAAGAGUUUCUUGAAGAGGCGUACAUCAUGGCUAGCGUGGAGCAUCCAAACUUGCUUCAACUGUUGGCUGUCUGUAUGACGAACCAAAUGAUGUUGAUUACUCAGUUGAUGCCACUAGGAUGCUUGCUCGACUAUGUACGAACACACAAAGAAAAAAUAGGUUCCAAAGCAUUUUUAAAUUGGUGCACUCAAAUCGCACGCGGAAUGGCCUACUUAGAAGAUAAAAGAUUAGUUCACAGAGACUUAGCAGCUAGAAACGUAUUAGUACAAACCCCGAACUGCGUUAAGAUAACUGAUUUUGGUUUAGCUAAACUACUAGAUAUUAACGAAGAUGAAUAUAAAGCGGCAGGUGGUAAGAUGCCUAUCAAGUGGUUGGCACUUGAGUGCAUACAGCACAGGAUUUUCACUCAUAAGAGUGACGUUUGGGCAUUCGGUGUCACGAUUUGGGAAAUAUUAAGUUAUGGGGCACGACCGUACGAAAAUAUUUCAGCAAGAAAUGUGCCUGAACUAAUUGAAAACGGAUUGAAAUUACCUCAGCCAAGCAUAUGCACGUUAGACAUAUACUGUGUCAUGGUGUCAUGUUGGAUGCUAGAUGCGGACAGCCGGCCGACCUUUAAGCAGCUCGCCGACACGUUCGCUGAAAUGGCCAGAGAUCCCGGCAGAUACCUUGUUAUACCUGGGGACAAGUUUAUGCGACUUCCGUCCUAUUCUACGCAGGAUGAGAAGGAAUUGAUUAGAAAUCUGUCAUCGGCAAUGGAAGGCUCAGAAUCGCUGGUCGAAGCUGACGAAUACCUGCAGCCGAAAUUCAAAGCCGUCCCUGGCACGGCUUCAACAAACUCUGCCAGCGCCGGAAUAGAAACGCAGACAAGUUCACUAAAGCCAUGUACGUCUUCCUCGUGGGCGAACAACGGUACCGGACCAGACGGGGUCGUUUCGGAAAAUAACGGUCCUAAGCCUGAGACAUGGGAUCACGAAUUGCUGAGAUACAACCACCAAGGGAAUCAAGAUGGAGCGGAUAUGCGGCACUAUUACAACAAUGGGGUGUGCGUAUCAGACAGUUCCAGCUCUAGAUAUUGCAGUGAUCCUAUGAAAACUAGAACCGAAGUAUCCAUUGAGGGCAAUUUCGACAGCAUGUCUAAGAUUAAAGAAGCUCAAGUCGGAAGUCUUAAGUUGAACUUGCCAUUAGACGAAGACGAUUAUUUAAUGCCUUCGCCGCAACACAACCAGAAUGCGUCGACUUACAUGGAUUUGAUCGGAGAAGGUGGUGAGCCUCAAGAAGUAAAGGAUUUGCGCUUUAGCACUUUCGGUGGCUCAAAGCGUUGUAUCGAUAAUCCGGAGUACCUAAUGUCGGACGAGAGUGUUCCGACUCAGACCCUGGGCAUCCCGACGGAGCCGGUGCCGCUUGAGUCGAUAUGUGUCAGCGACGGCAGCGGGAGCGACUCCACGCCACGGCCCGGCCCCAGCAAAUACCUUCCGCAGCGCUCGGUGGAAGAGGAGUCCAUGUCGGAUCACGAGUACUACAACGACCUGCAGCGCGAGCUCCAGCCGCUGCGCAGGAACGAGACCACGGUGUAGGUGCGUGUUGAACGUGUCGUGCAACACGGUACAAUGUAUACAUUGAUCUCCCGCGUCAAUAGACUGCUUUUAUAAUUAACGCGCGAGCGCGCCCUUCGUGCCAUUGAUGUGAUGGCUAGUGUUAUCUCGUAUUGGCGAAUCGUCGAGCGAGACUUCAUCAAUUAUUGUUGUUUAUUCUUAAAUGUUUGUAAAGGAACUGUUAUGUCUAUAGUAUUCUGUAAAGAAAAAUAUUAUCUUUAUCGUGCACCAACGACGCACAUAACAAAUAUCAAAAUAAGUUAUUUAUUAAUUUAGUUUAAGGAUGGCUAUGUUUCGGUUUCUCGAAUGCUAUAGUUUUAUUUAACUAAGCGAUUUUUAUUUUAAUUUUUAAACUGUGAUAAUUGUUUUAAUUAUAAUACAAUGUAAAAUAGCGGAAGGAUAUAAGGUUAGAGGUUGGAUUGUGCCCUUUCAUUUACACUAUGUGAAUAUGCAUUUUGCCAUUGACUGCAUCGUUGAAUCCACGCCGGUGUGGACUUCAUGAAUAUUAAACUUUAGGAGCAUUAUAAUUUCCUAAUAGCAUUUAGUUAUAUCAAUAGGAUAUUAUAUACAUUCCUAUAUUGGUAUUAGUACAUAUCAAUGAAAGUUAUCUGUACUGUAAUACCUCACUAUGGUGUGCAUGAAUUUUAUUUAAUUUUUCAACUUGUAAAAUGUUCAUUACAAAAUAUAUUGCCUUAUGCCAUCUUGCCAUAUUAUGAGGUCGCAUAAUGGGCAAUCAUUUUAUAUUUUCGCCACUUGCCAGUUUUGGGCCUGCUGCCGACAUCUGUUUACGUGUACAUAAACAUAUUUUAUGUAAAUUAUAAUUUGUAGCAAAGACAAAAAGACAUUAGUUUUAAGGGUUAUUUUCUGUAUCUUCAGCACAAAUCAAGCUCAAACGAAUCAAAUUUAAAAUGCAAUUAUAAUUAUAUAGUACGUUUCUACUACAUAGUUAGUAUAUUUGUAUGUAAGACCAAACCCUCGUUUGCCAUUUAACGUGUAAAUAAUAUUAUAUGCUAACUGUAAAUAAAAGAAUAUAUAAACGUUUUAUAGCGAACUAUUUUUGCAUGUAGAAAGUAGGUUCAAACAUACCACUAUAAUUAAUUGUUUAUAUGACGCAUCUUUGUUUUCUAAAUUGUACUGUGCCAUUUAAUAAAGUAAUAGUUAUAUAUUUGUAGCUAAAACAAAUUGAAUAUUUCACGUAAUAUGUUCUCAUAGAUCUACUUAAUGAAAUAAUUUAUGAAAUAAAUCACAAAUUCUAUGUUAUAUAGGGGUUUCACAACAUGAUUAUAAUGUGGGGACACCGCCUUUUCUCGCUAAGUCCGUCGACCAUGCCACCUGUAAGAAACCCACACAAUUUAUCCGUUCUUACGUUGGCUCGUGUGUACUUAAAUGAAUUUUUAUUACAUAUUGUAAUCAAAUCAAAUAUUUACUAAAUAUCGAGAAAAAGCGCUGUGCUUACAUAAUAUAUAAAUGCAUACGGCGCCCGUAUGUUUAACUGUAACACAUUUAUUGUGAACAUAUUCAAAUAUAGUAGUUGGUCUAAGCAUUUCUUGGUAUAAAUUUAUUAAGUUCAAUCUAAAUGGCUAACAUUGAUUUCUGUAUAAAACAUUGUAGGUACGUGUACCUUUAUAAAUGAAAUUAAAUAAACUU
Manduca sexta (tobacco hornworm) is the source of this 6110-nucleotide messenger RNA. It is a transcript of the gene Egfr, whose product is annotated as epidermal growth factor receptor. Gene Ontology annotation, cellular component: signaling receptor complex; basal plasma membrane. Gene Ontology annotation, biological process: protein phosphorylation; positive regulation of kinase activity; multicellular organism development. Lineage: Eukaryota; Metazoa; Arthropoda; Insecta; Lepidoptera; Sphingidae. The transcript is spliced from 5 exons. The record is from RefSeq and is a predicted model, not a curated record. Gene Ontology annotation, molecular function: transmembrane receptor protein tyrosine kinase activity; ATP binding. Bases 78 to 4445 code for a protein of 1455 amino acids.